This is a messenger RNA of Emys orbicularis (European pond turtle), 1974 nucleotides long. RefSeq names its product versican (gene VCAN). Gene Ontology annotation, cellular component: perineuronal net; synapse. Gene Ontology annotation, biological process: cell adhesion; positive regulation of neuroblast proliferation; skeletal system development. The coding region runs from base 1 to 1974 and encodes 657 amino acids. Gene Ontology annotation, molecular function: calcium ion binding; hyaluronic acid binding. The record is from RefSeq and is a predicted model, not a curated record. NCBI's taxonomy places the organism in Eukaryota, Metazoa, Chordata, Testudines, Emydidae. The transcript is spliced from 12 exons.
AUGUUAUUAAAUAUAAAAAGUGUCUUAUGGAUGUGCUCUACCUUAGUUGUAACAUAUGCACUGCAUAAAGUUAAAGUGGAAAAAAGCCCCCCUGUAAAGGGUUCCCUUUCUGGAAGAGCAACCCUACCUUGCUUCUUUUCAACCUUGCCUACUUUACCCCCCAGCUACAACAAUACAAGUGAAUUUCUUCGAAUCAAAUGGUCAAAGGUUGAACAGGAUAAAACCGGAAAAGAUGUGAAAGAAACCACUGUUCUGGUGGCCCAAAAUGGGAACAUCAAAAUAGGGCAAGGCUACAAAGGCAGAGUGUCUGUUCCAACCCACCCGGAGGAUAUUGGAGAUGCUUCGCUGACUAUGGUUAAACUACGUGCAAGCGAUGCGGGUGUGUACCGCUGUGAUGUCAUGUAUGGAAUUGAAGACACCCAAGAUGUCAUCUCUUUGGCUGUUGAUGGUGUUGUGUUUCACUAUCGUGCCGCAACCAGUAGAUAUACCCUGAAUUUUCAGCAUGCUCAGCAGGCUUGUUUGAACAAUGGUGCUGUCAUAGCAAACCCUGAUCAGCUGAAAGCUGCAUAUGAAGAUGGAUUUGAGCAAUGCGAUGCUGGUUGGUUGUCUGACCAAACUGUUAGAUAUCCAAUCAGGCAACCCAGAGUUGGCUGCUAUGGAGAUAAAAUGGGAAAGGAAGGAGUUAGAACAUAUGGAUUCCGUCUUCCCAAUGAAACUUAUGAUGUAUAUUGCUACGUGGAUCACUUGGAAGGUGAUGUGUUCCAUGUGACACUGCCCAACAAGCUAACCUUUGAAGAAGCUAAGAAGCAGUGUGUGAAAAGGGAUGCAGUUCUUGCUACAGUUGGGGACCUGCAUGCUGCCUGGAGGAAUGGCUUUGACCAAUGUGACUAUGGCUGGCUGGCUGACGGCAGCGUGCGUUAUCCUGUGUCUGUGGCUAGAAUCCAGUGUGGAGGAGGUUUACUUGGGGUGAGAACCCUGUAUCGCUAUGAGAACCAAACAGGCUUCCCCGACCCACAUAGCAAGUUUGAUGCCUACUGCUUUAAACGUCAAGAUCCCUGCAAAAGUAAUCCCUGCCUUCAUGGGGGCACCUGUUAUCCACGUGGCUCUUACUACAUCUGCACAUGUAUGCCAGGUUUCAGUGGCGAGCAGUGUGAAUUGGAUGUUGAUGAAUGCCAGUCCAAUCCUUGCCGGAAUGGAGCCACAUGUAUUGAUGGUCUCAAUCUAUUUACUUGUCUCUGUCUGCCAAGUUAUGCAGGUGCUCUUUGCGAACAAGAUACAGAGACUUGUGAUUACGGUUGGCACAAGUUCCAAGGACAAUGCUACAAAUACUUUGCCCAUCGCCGCACAUGGGAUGCAGCUGAAAGAGAAUGUCGUCUCCAGGGAGCCCACCUGACAAGCAUCUUGUCUCAUGAAGAGCAGAUAUUUGUGAACCGUGUCGGGCAUGACUACCAGUGGAUUGGCCUCAAUGAUAAGAUGUUUGAGCAUGACUUCCGCUGGACUGAUGGCAGCACACUGCAAUAUGAAAACUGGCGACCUAACCAGCCAGACAGUUUCUUUUCUGCUGGAGAAGACUGUGUUGUUAUAAUUUGGCAUGAGAAUGGCCAAUGGAAUGAUGUGCCAUGCAAUUACCACCUCACAUAUACCUGCAAGAAAGGAACAGUUGCCUGUGGUCAGCCUCCUGUUGUAGAAAAUGCAAAGACUUUUGGGAAGAUGAAGCCUCGCUAUGAAAUCAACUCCCUGAUUAGAUACCAUUGCAAAGAUGGUUUCAUCCAGCGCCAUAUUCCAACUAUCCGGUGUCAAGGGAAUGGAAGAUGGGAUAUGCCUAAAAUCACCUGCAUGAAUCCAUCCACAUUCCAAAGGACUUAUUCUAAGAAAUAUUACUAUAAACAUCCUUCCCCAGGAAAGGGAACUUUGUUAAAUUCAUCAAAACAUUAUCACCGCUGGAUCAGGACGUGGCAGGAUUCAAGGCGCUGA